This is a messenger RNA of Leptosomus discolor (cuckoo roller), 588 nucleotides long. RefSeq names its product Fas associated via death domain (gene FADD). Lineage: Eukaryota; Metazoa; Chordata; Aves; Leptosomiformes; Leptosomidae. Gene Ontology annotation, molecular function: caspase binding; death receptor binding. Gene Ontology annotation, cellular component: CD95 death-inducing signaling complex. Gene Ontology annotation, biological process: extrinsic apoptotic signaling pathway; positive regulation of innate immune response; regulation of apoptotic process. The record is from RefSeq and is a predicted model, not a curated record.
AUGGAUCCGUUUUUGAUUCUGCUGCACUCUUUCUCCUCCAGCUUGUCUGACGGUGAGCUUUCUUCCAUGAAGUUUCUCUGCCGGGAGACAAUUGGGAAAGGGAAGCUUCAGUCUCUCCGGAAUGGCAUGGAGCUCUUCAGCAUCCUUCUCGAGCAGCACCUGAUUGCGAGGGACAAGGUGGCGUUUCUUCAAGGCUUGCUGAAGAGCAUUAAAAGAGAAGAUUUGGUCUCACAGCUACAGCAGUUCGUGGAGGAAGGAGAAGUAAACGCUCCUGAUGAUCAACCAGAUGUGCAUGAAAGACGUCUUCAGAAGGCAGCAAUUGAAGUCAUAUGUGAAAACGUUGGGAGAGACUGGAAAAUGGUGAUGCGAAAACUUGGCAUUUCUGAAGUGAAAAUGGACAGAGUAGUGGCAGCCAAUCCGUUUAACUUGCGUGAACAGUUGGCUCAGUCUCUUCGAGAGUGGCAGAAAUGGAAGGGAAAAGAUGCAAAAGUGACUGACUUAAUAAAAGCUCUUCGGGGCUGUAAUCUGAAUUUGGUGGCAGACAGAGUUGAACAGGAGCUCUCACUACUGAAUGCUGGAACCAGGUGA